CAUCCGUGGCUAAAUGCUAAGCUAGCUGCAGUCAGUCCUCCGUCCUGUCCGCGUUUGUGAGGUCACCGACAUAAUUAACGUCACUUUGUUUGUGGGUCGGUUUCCUGCGCGCUGUUGUGUUGUUACUUACCAGGAAACAUGUCGGUGUUUCUGUUUUGUGGACUUUACUCACAUUAGCGGAGUCUCGAGGAGCAGCAGCGGCAUCAGCAGCGAGAGGCGUCGGGCUGAUAAACCCCAGACACUGCCCCACUGACAGCGGGCUAGCUAGCUGGUUAGCAGGUAUAGAGGCGGUUCUCAGUAAAUAAACCCACUGGGACUCGCUAGCUUCAUUAAGCUAAAUGGUCGCCGGUGGUUGCCGCUGUUGUCCCCGGUUUUCGAGUCAGUAGCCAGGGAGCUAGCUAGCAGCGACUCCGCCGUGAAACCGACCGGACAGUCGGCCACCGCAGCUAAACAACCCUCCGGGAUUCGUGUGUGUCACGGUGGGAGCUGGUUAAACUGGAGCUGGCAUCGUGACAUCUCCCAUCUUCAACACCAGCCACCUCCCGGUGCCUGACAACCCAGAGGACAGAGGAUGUCUGAGGGAGACAGCAAGCAGGGCCAGGACACUGUGCAGGAGGGGAAGCCGGAGACGGUGGGGGCAGGAGCCGCCGCGGGUCAAGCGGUGUCGUCGGUGUCUCCCCCCGUGUCGAUGGUGACACAGCCUCCGGCCACCGCGGCCACGGAGGACGAGGAAGAGGAGAGCGAGGAUGAGUCAGAGAUUUUGGAGGAGAGUCCGUGUGGACGCUGGCAGAAACGCAGAGAAGAGGUGAAUCAGCGUAACGUCCCUGGCAUCGAUAACGCUUACUUGGCCAUGGACACGGAGGAAGGAGUUGAGGUGGUGUGGAAUGAGGUCAUGUUCUCCGAGAGGAAGAAUUUCAAACUACAGGAGGAAAAGGUUAAAGCUGUAUUUGACAAUUUAAUUCAGCUCGAGCACUUGAACAUCGUGAAGUUCCACAAGUAUUGGGCGGAUGUUAAAGAGAACAGAGCCAGGGUCAUUUUCAUCACAGAAUACAUGUCGUCAGGAAGUCUCAAACAGUUUUUGAAGAAAACAAAGAAAAACCACAAGACCAUGAAUGAAAAGGCCUGGAAGCGCUGGUGCACACAGAUACUGUCGGCUCUCAGCUACCUGCACUCAUGUGAACCCCCCAUCAUCCAUGGCAACCUGACCUGUGACACCAUCUUCAUCCAGCACAAUGGCCUCAUCAAGAUCGGCUCAGUUGCUCCAGACACCAUCAACAAUCAUGUGAAAACCUGUCGGGAAGAGCAGAAGAGCCUUCACUUCUUUGCUCCAGAGUAUGGAGCUGUUGCCAAUGUUACCACAGCCGUGGAUAUCUAUUCCUUUGGAAUGUGCGCCUUAGAGAUGGCUGUGUUGGAAAUCCAGAGUAAUGGGGAUUCGUCUUAUGUGUCCCAAGAAGCCAUAAACAGUGCCAUUCAGUUCCUAGAGGACCCACUGCAGCGGGAAUUCAUCCAGAAAUGUCUGGAGGUGGAUCCCGUUAAACGACCCACAGCGAAGGAGCUGUUGUUUCACCAGGCCUUGUUUGAGGUGCCCUUACUCAAGCUUCUGGCGGCGCACUGCAUCGUCAGCCACCAGCAUAUGAUUCCAGAAAAUGCUUUAGAGGAAAUGACAAAGAACAUGGAUCCUAACCUGGUGAUAGUUGAAGUCAAGGAUGGAGUUCAGAUGAAACUCUCUCAGUUUCCUGCCCUGGAGCUGGACAAGUUUCUUGAAGACGUACGGAACGGGAUCUAUCCUUUGACUGCGUUCGGGGUCCCUAGUCCACAUCAGCCUCAGCAGGAGACGGUGAAGUCACCCAUAGUUCCCCCGUCAGUCAAAUCCCCGACUCCUGAACCUGCAGAGCUCGAGACCCGGAAGGUUCUUCAGAUGCAGUGUAACAUCGAGCCGGUAGAUGAAGGAGCCAAGCAUCAUUUGACCCUGCUGUUGAAACUCGAGGAUAAAUUGAACAGGCACUUGAGCUGUGAUUUGUUACCAAAUGAGAACGUGCAGGAGCUGGCUGUGGAGCUUGUUCAGCUGGGAUUCAUCAGUGAGGGCGAUCAGCCGCGACUUGCAUCAGUUCUUGAAGAGGCCUUCUCCAGGUUCUACAGCCGGAAUGGUUCCCUCAAUCCGGUGACGGUGUCUUCGUAGCGGAGGACUCCACGGGCCUUCUCUCCGCCCUCCUCGUCCUCUUCAGCUGGACUAGCUUUUGGCUUCACCUCUGAGUUGCAGCAAAAGCUUUUUGCGAGGACAGAUGGAGGAAGCCUUGGUCUGACUUGCAGAUCCUGCAGCCUGUCCUUGUAUCUUCUGGUGGGAAAAGUUGCCACUAAGUGGUUGAUGGCUUUCCAUCUUAUUUUUUCCUCCCACCCAAUACAGCCAUCUGCUUCUCUUUUAAAAGAGAAAAUCCUUGUUGCAACUUAAGGAAAAUGCAAAUGUUUUCCCUUUUUUGCUUAUUUCUCUCCGUAGAGUUAAGCAAAGUAAAAGUGGAGAACAGCAGUAUUUUCCUUAAGUCAGUGUUAAAAAUGUAUUUUUCAAUUUUUAUGUAAAAUUCUGUAAUAGUUAUGUGUAUAAAAAAACGUUUGUCCCGGCAUACUGAAGUGUAAGUAGUAUGUUGUUGUAAGGUUAAGUCUGAUUGUCUGGUCCUUUUCAAACUUUCUCCUGAGGGCGACGUUCGACCUUACAUCGGUUUUUGAAGACUCUCGAAAGUAUCAAGCUCGAAACGCAACGUCAAUUUAACUUAUACAUUUCUGUAAUGACGUCAACGCCGUCAUGAAACCUGCAGUUGCGAAACAAUCUGAAGAGUUGCCGAUAAACUAUUACAAAUCAAACUAUUUAUUUGUGUACCUUUUCUUGAGUUUUUACUGUAACUUCACUUCCAGCACUGAGGCCGGGUGGUUGAUUUUCGAAUGUGUGCGUUAACUUGCUUUCCCACAUGAGGUCAUGCUCUUAUUUUUCUAUGAAAAGAGGUUUCCUGAAUGAACUAUUGAUUGACACUUAUCGAUUAGGGCUCGAUCAAAAAGAGUUUUCUGUAGGUGGAACUUCACACUGGAGAGGUUGGUUUAGACUCGCAUGAAGAAGCUUUGGUGUUAGAGCACGUGAUCCGACGGGUGUUAGUCAACGGGUGGUAGAUUCGGUUUAUUUAUCACACAGUUUUGUCAGCUUAGACCCGUCGACACAAAAGUUUUGUCUCAAGCAUUAGUUUCCUUCACGGCCGAGUUAUUCUGUGUGACACCGUCUCUACAACACGCUCUCACAGCUUAGACUAAAUUCUGUUCUUGGCUCAGACCGAUCAUUUCUGUAAUCUGAUGAUCUCUCUGCUAGAUCUUAGGCUUUUAUCGUCCUGUCGGAAAUAUCUCUGGCUUCUUCAAACCAAUAAGAGGGAGAGAGUCUCGCCUGCUCUCUGCUGUGACCACCUGCUGUUAGGCUCUGUAGAUACUGCGUGGGACUACCUGGCAUGCUUGUGACCAUCUUGUACACUGUAUGCUGGACACUGCUCUGUUUCUGUGACACAUUUACCCUCUUUUUUCACCUCCUGAAAUAAAAAGAUUACUCUAUCAGCACUUGA
Platichthys flesus (European flounder) is the source of this 3593-nucleotide messenger RNA. It is a transcript of the gene nrbp1, whose product is annotated as nuclear receptor binding protein 1. Gene Ontology annotation, cellular component: endomembrane system; cytoplasm. Gene Ontology annotation, molecular function: protein kinase activity; ATP binding. The coding region runs from base 572 to 2179 and encodes 535 amino acids. Gene Ontology annotation, biological process: endoplasmic reticulum to Golgi vesicle-mediated transport; intracellular signal transduction; protein phosphorylation. The record is from RefSeq and is a predicted model, not a curated record. NCBI's taxonomy places the organism in Eukaryota, Metazoa, Chordata, Actinopteri, Pleuronectiformes, Pleuronectidae. The transcript is spliced from 18 exons.